CUCCCUUGCGUUUUGGCUUGUUCCUAUCCCCUGUGGUUAAUAUUUAGCAUACGAUGUCGACGACUGAACUCGAAACAAAAUAGAGAGUCUGUGGACGGAGUAGCCCUUACGUUGAGGGACGAGCAAACGACUGACUCAGUUUUAAGACUAAUUUCAGCCGUUAUGGAAUGGAAACUUUCUGCCAGAAACAAACAUACAAUGAAUAGAGACUAACAAUUUAGUUACAAUGGAAACCACCCAUGCGCAAGACUUGUAAAUUUGUUUUUAACUUUAAGCACUAAGAAAAAACGUAAUGAAUUAACCCCCUCAAACCCUAUCAUCUCGUACGUGGGGAAUGCAGACACAAGGCUACUUUUUAUGCACUUUUAUGUCAAGGUUUGUUCGUACGCCAACAAAAACUUCUGGAACUUUAUAACAUGGCCUAGUCCAAAUAAAAUAAAAAACAUUAUAAUUGAACUCUUUAUUUCCGAAAGGAGAAAUUGCAUAGCUUCCAUUGUUUCAGCAGCACACGAAUAUGAUUCGAUAAGUAAUCGCGGAAUAAGUGGGCAGUUGGCAAAUAAAGCAAUUACAAAUUAGUUUCUUCCAGCAAACGUUCAGUCAAUUGGGUUUCAGUGCAAAAAAAAACAAAAAAAAAAAAACGGUGAGCUAAUCGAAAAAAAGGAGCGUGAGGUUUGGUGCGAGGAGCAAGCCGCCAACGAACGCCUGCCUGCGCCACGCUAUUUUUUUCGCGUUUUGUGCUGCGCCCCACUAACUAAAUGCCUGAAAGAUGCUAGUGCAAAAAGGCCUGAAAAUUCACGUAUUUAGGGCUAAAACGCGAUUUUACUUUGCUUUAUUCGACCGGAGCCAUCCUCUAAGACCUGUGCCAUGAAAAGCCUCACAAAUUUGGAGCAGACCUAUUGUGAGUUCAUAUGUCCCCUUGCAGGAAUAAAAGGACAAACGAUCAUAAACAAAACCGUCUGCGAAUACAAGGUAAUACAGGGUAAAUUGAAGAAACAAUUGUCGGAGUUGUUUUUGCAAUGUCCAAACUAAUUUCAAGGAAGCUGGAAGUUUCACGUAUAAGGGUAUUUUUGAUAAAGCUGAGCUCAUGUUUCACAUCGUUUGUAAAUAACCGCUCUCUUCUCAGUAAAUAGCGUGCAUAUUCUAUUUGUAUUGCAUCACGUUUCCCAUUGUUUCUAGCAGAAGUGAUUUUUUUCAGCUUUUCCUCCUGAAACAAGGUCUUCCGCGUCUGUGCUAACAAAAUAAAGGCAGGUGUUUGGGUUUAAAGUGCUUCAUGUGAUAUAAAAUAAAGACAGUCAAUUGGUCUUCACUUCGCUGUGAAAAUGUUUCUGUUCAUUGUUGUUGCGUGUUUGGGUAGGGUCUUGAGUUAUAACCCAGAAGAGAACAGAGGACUUGGAGAUUCCAAUCUGUUUGAAGGCGACAUGAUCCUGACUCAUGAACAAAGGGCGGCUGCGGAAGCAGGUCAGGACGUGGACGCACCAGCUUCUCGGGGCUCGAUCAGAAGGGGCUUGUGGAGAGGAGGAGUUUUGGUCUAUGAAAUUUCCAGUAGUUUGCGUAGGAGUUCUCGAGCAAUGAACGCUAUUCGAGCUGGAAUGAAAAUGUGGUCUGACAACACCUGUAUUAGGUUCAGAGAAAGAAGGGGGAACGAAAGAAGUUAUGCCAAUUUUCAAACUGGAGGAGGGUGCUCAUCAAUGGUAGGGCAGACAGGACGAAGGCAGGCUAUCACACUUGCCUCAGGAUGUUGGACUAAUGGAAUUGUGGCUCACGAGAUUGGUCACGCACUUGGGUUUUACCACGAACAAUCCAGGCCUGACAGAGAUGAUUACGUCAUCAUUUAUCGACAGAACAUUCAACGAGGUAUGGAGUACAAUUUCAACAAAUACGGCCGUUCAACCAUCGAUUCCUUGGGAACUCCAUAUGACUAUGGUAGUGUGAUGCAUUAUGACUCAAGAGCCUUCAGCAGGAAUGGCCGACCGACGAUUGUUCCAAAGCAACAAGGGGUUACACUUGGAAACCGCCGGUACCUAAGCAAAAUCGACAUCCGACAAAUGAAUCUGUUGUACAAAUGUUCUGGGGGUGGAGGUGACGGUGGACCUAAUCCUCCCCCUCCUACAAAGCCCCCAACAGGUAACUGUCGUGACACAGGAAGGUAUUGUAGCUACCACGUUCCACGUGGAGAUUGCGACAGGAUGAAGAUUGUGAGAGAGAGAUGCAGGAAGAGUUGCAAACUAUGUGGAGAAGGAACCCCAGUACCGAGCACUAAUCCCCCUCCACCACCGCCUCCAGAUACCGAUGUGCCGCCGCCCCCACCUCCACCAAGCACUGAAAUGCCACCGACUCCGCCUCCACCAGACACGGACGCGCCGCCACCCCCUCCUCCACCUUCAGGUUCCUGCGGUGUUUCCUCACUUGGUAACAGCCGAGUGAUUGGGGGAGACGAUGCUAAACCUGGUGCCUGGCCGUGGCAGGUUGGCUUGCAUACCAGUCGUGGAGGAUUUUUCUGUGGAGGAACGUUGAUAACACCAGAGUGGGUUGUUACGGCCGCGCAUUGUAUUUCAACCCUGAACCCCUCAAAUUAUGUGCUCCGACUUGGAGAUCAUAACCGGUACAGAAACGAGGGAACGGAACAAAAUAUCGGCGCUUCAAGGGUCAUCAAACAUCCUUCAUAUGACAGCAGACGGAUCAACAACGACAUAGCUUUGAUCAAACUUUCUCGAGCAGCGAAAAUCAAUGACCGCGUAUCACCGGCAUGUCUUCCAGAAGCAAACUAUAUUGUUCCACCGGGAACAACUUGUUACAUCACUGGCUGGGGUAAAAUCAGGCAUCCUGGUAGCUCUCAUCACACACUUCAACAAGCUAAAAUAUCUCCAGCAUCAGAAUCUGAUUGCAAAAGGAAAAACGGUUAUGGCAUAACAAGACAGAUGCUUUGCGCUGGCGUUCCGGGCACUCGACUUGGUGGUUGUCAUGGAGACAGUGGAGGCCCUUUUGUUUGCAAGGAUUCCGAUGGAUUCUGGGUACUCCAGGGAGCAGUGAGCUGGGGCUCAACAGACUGUAAUGCCCAACGCAUGUUCACGGUCUUUGCUCGAGUUGCCGUGUUCAGAGAAUGGAUUAACCAGUACGUUAAAUCAUGAGCACUGUAUUUCUUUGCUGAAAUAAAAGUCAUAAUGAGAAUCAAAUCACAGCAUUGUCUUGCUAUUGUCCUUUAUUGAUUAAUCGGUCACAGACUGCACCAGCGUUCUAUGCAUGUGAUGGCAUACGUCACAGUGUGGGGUACUUCGGUUUUCCCAUGGCCUAUUGCUGUUAAUCGUAUCUAUAACAAAAUUCUCGAUCGUGAUUGGUUCUCCGCGCACCAAUUUGCCACGUAGUC
Molecule: messenger RNA, 3364 nt
Organism: Orbicella faveolata
Lineage: Eukaryota; Metazoa; Cnidaria; Anthozoa; Scleractinia; Merulinidae
Biological process (GO): proteolysis
Molecular function (GO): zinc ion binding; serine-type endopeptidase activity; metalloendopeptidase activity
Source: RefSeq, a predicted model, not a curated record